This is a messenger RNA of Owenia fusiformis, 780 nucleotides long. NCBI's taxonomy places the organism in Eukaryota, Metazoa, Annelida, Polychaeta, Sabellida, Oweniidae. The record is from the annotation of a GenBank genome assembly.
AUGUCCAGGAAAAGAAAAUAUUAUAUGUCCAACACAAGAAAAAAAAAAUCACUUUUUCUGAUUUUACAACAUCAACAACUGCCCGGGAGGUAUCCCAAGAGGCCUCAUACAAACAUCAAAUGCAACGCCCCUGAGAAAGAAACUUCUGACAUUGCCAAGGCGUUACAUCACUGUAGCGACCAACUUACAGAAGGUACUACUCUCCAUAGUCAGAAUAGACUUGAAUACCACAGGCAACAAACCUUAGAAACCAUCAAAACACUAGCAACAACCACUGGCCAUGUGGAGGCGGACAAAUUGGCUGAACAAUACAGACGAGAGGCUUCCAAACAAAAAGAAGAAAACCAAGCAAAAAACCUUGUGGAAAGAGACAGUAAAAUAAAACUAUUUUAAAAAAUACAACUCCGGCCCUUCUCAGGGCCACAAACCUCUACCAAAAGAGCAAUUGAACAUUUAUGAAUUAAAAAGUAUGAAUGUGUACAACGUAUGAAAUGUAUAUACGUGUAUGGAAACUACCAAACAUGUUAACCCAUACCUAAAUUGACCCUUCUGAAACUUAUAAAACUAACUUUAAAAGCAAACAACACUUCCACUACUAGUGCCAACCAAAACACACCAAACUUUUACAAUUCUAACCUGCAAACCAUUGCCCGUACUUCGGAACACACACACGUGUAUACAUUAACAAUCUCCCGUUCUCCUUUCCCCCUCCCCAUUUCCAAAGCCGCUAUCGAAGAACACAUCAUGGACUACCACCCAUGAAACAUCUUGUGCUCUUAU